GGGGCCGCGGGUCCACCCGUGGCUUGGCGUGGCUGCAGGGGGAAAAUGAGCCCGUGGGCCCUGGCUGUGUGGCUGCCUUUGCAUCUGCUGCUUCUCUGGCUCCCAGGCUGCUGUCUUCUGAGAGGCCCCAGCAGAGUCACGGGCACCGAGGGGGAAACCCUGAGCCUGCAGUGCUGGUAUGAGGAGAAAUACAAGACAUAUAGCAAAUACUGGUGCAAAAGAACCUCCAGGCUACCAAUAUGUGCAGAUACUGUGAAGACAAAAGGCUCAGACAGAGAAGCCAGCAGAGGCCAGGUGUCCAUCCAUGACCAUCCUGAGAACCUCACCUUCACUGUGACCUUGAAGAACUCCUCGCUGGAGGACACAGGCUCCUACUGGUGUGGGAUUCGUACACCCUGGCUUGAAGGAUGGGAUGACAUCUUUGUGGUUGAGGUGUCUGUGUUCCCAGGAACCACACCAGUAGGCAAGACCUCAAUAAUCACAACCAGAACUCCAGCAGUUCCAUCCACCAUCCCAGCCAAAGACCAUCCUACACAAGGACCAAGCAGCCAGGAGGACCACCACAAGGCCCAGGGCCCAGGGCUCCUCACACCGCUCUCCUUGUUGGUGCUCCUGCUGCUCCUGUUGGUGGGGGCCUCCCUGCUGGUCUGGAGGAUACUUCAGAGACGGGUCAAAGCUGGUGAACCUCCAGAGCUGUCGCAGAACCUCAGGCAGGCCGCCGAGCGCAGCGAGCCCCAGUACGCCAACCUGCAGCUGCACAGCUUGGGCGCGCGGGAAGGGCGGGCAGCCCCGCGGCAGGCGGAGGUGGAAUACAGCACCGUGGUACUCCCCACCAAGGGAGAAGAAGACCUUCACUAUAGCUCAGUGGUGUUUAACGCGCAGAAGCAGGAUUCGAAUGUGGGGAGGCCCCAGGAGGAAGCAGAGUACAGCGUCAUCCAGAAGCCCGGGAAAACCCCUAACCCUCCCCUACCACCCUCUUAGCUGCUCCCCUUCCUCCUGUCGUCUCUGGGUUCCUGGGGUCCCCCUAGGAGGCUCCUCCUGUGGGUCACUGAGGCUGGCUCUGCAGGGACAGCAGGAAGCCCUCCCUCCCUUCCUCCCUCCCUCCCUCCCUUCCUUCCUU
Messenger RNA from Perognathus longimembris pacificus (Pacific pocket mouse), 1120 nucleotides. RefSeq names its product CMRF35-like molecule 8. Gene Ontology annotation, cellular component: plasma membrane. The transcript has 7 exons. Bases 46 to 981 code for a protein of 311 amino acids. Lineage: Eukaryota; Metazoa; Chordata; Mammalia; Rodentia; Heteromyidae. Gene Ontology annotation, molecular function: transmembrane signaling receptor activity. The record is from RefSeq and is a predicted model, not a curated record.